UCAGAAACACGGUAGCUAAAAAGCAUUGAAGUUUGCUGCGUCACUAGAAACGCAGGUUUUUCCGAAGUAGUUUCAUCAUGUCCGCAGGUGUAUCAGAUAACGAAAUAUGCAACCUCGCAUACGAAGGCCAAGUUGCACUUCUAACUCACAGAAUCAAAGAAAAUUCUCAAUUUGUUAAUGCCACUGAUCAGUCUGGAAGAAAUCCACUUCACUGGGCCGUAUCAGCUGGGAAACGUGAAGUGGUUGAUCUACUGCUUGAUAAUAACGCCGCAGUGAAUAAUACUGAUGAUAGUGGAUGGAGUCCACUUCACAUUGCUGCUUCCGUUGGUAACGAAGUGAUCAUCACAACUCUUCUUUCAAGAGGAGCAAGGACUGAUGCAAGGAACAACAAUCGUCAAACUCCUCUUCACUAUGCAGCAUCCAGGGAUCGUUUAGAGGCAGCUAGAGCUCUUCUUGCUUGUGGAGCUGAUCCGGAUGCAUCGGACAACCUCCAAGCAACUCCCAUGCAUCGAUCUGCAUCUAAAGGAAACACGAAGAUGGUUCAAUUACUUCUCGCUCACAGCGCAAGCUUGAACAUUCAAGAUUCAGAGGGAAAUACCCCAUUGCACCUUGCUUGUGAUGAAGGAAGAAUACCUGAAGCUCGUCUCCUUAUUGAAGCUGGUGCAGAUUGUAGUAUUUUAAACAAGGAUGAGAAGACACCGAUUAGAAUGGCAACAGAAACAAUGAAGUCACAACUCCAUCAGUUCAGAGGUGGUUGAACACAUGUUGUUACUAUUGUUGUUAAUGUUGUUACUGUUGUUACGGCUCAACAGUUACCUGGUAUUUAAAUGGUUUACUAAAUAAUGUGACAUGUUUAAAUUUCUUGCCUAGAUAGUUCUUGCCUUAAAACUGUGUUUAACUUUAAAAAUGGAUACCCGUUUACAUUGUAUUUUUAAAAUGUUAUUGUUCUUCAUUUCGAAUUUGUUUUCUUAGCAUCAUUAUAAACGCAAUAACUGAAUUUUCAUUGUUAUUCUUUGUCGCCGCAUAUUCACAACACAAUCGACCAUUGUUAGCAUCGCGUCAUCAGAUACAAAAGCGACCC
Molecule: messenger RNA, 1081 nt
Organism: Ciona intestinalis (vase tunicate)
Lineage: Eukaryota; Metazoa; Chordata; Ascidiacea; Phlebobranchia; Cionidae
Molecular function (GO): protein binding
Source: RefSeq, a predicted model, not a curated record